Molecule: messenger RNA, 624 nt
Organism: Rotaria sp. Silwood1
Lineage: Eukaryota; Metazoa; Rotifera; Eurotatoria; Philodinida; Philodinidae
Source: the annotation of a GenBank genome assembly
AUGGACGCAUUUCUCGCACAACCGACAUCACAUUCCCAUGCUCCACAACCCGAUCGUGUUCCGGCUAUCCAAUUAAAAAAUGAUAUUAAAGUUCAUGCUGUGAUAAUAGAUGAACCAACCAGUGCAAUUCUUCAUUCGGCCUUACGUACAUAUCCACUAAACGCCGCUGGUGAACUUCCAAGCAAUGAAGCACCUAUGCUAAUGAUUCGAAGACAACUUACUGUUGAAACAGUCGACGUCGAUGGUCGUUUACCAGAAAAAUUAAGAAAGACCUAUCGUGAUGAAGAUUUCAUCUUGCACGAAGACAAGAAUUUAAUUAUAUUUACAACAAAAACUAACUUAUCUAUUCUCAAGCAAAACAAACAUUGGUUCGCUGAUGGAACAUUCAAAGUGUGUCCCGACGAUUAUUAUGAACUCUUCACAUUAUAUGCGAUGGUGACCAAUGCAAUUAUUACUCUCGUCUAUGGGUUAUUAAUUGAUCAAGUUAUAACUGGCUUCGACUUAAUUUGUGAUCAAUUCGACGAUGACGCCGACGAUUUACUUGAUUAUUUUGAAAAAUCAUGGAUUGGUGAAAAAAGAGGAAGAGGAACUGGUCGAAAGAAACCCCAAUUCGAUCAUAAAUGA